Molecule: messenger RNA, 234 nt
Organism: Caenorhabditis elegans
Lineage: Eukaryota; Metazoa; Nematoda; Chromadorea; Rhabditida; Rhabditidae
Product: MSP domain-containing protein
Exons: 1
Coding region: 1-234 (77 amino acids)
Source: RefSeq, marked reviewed
AUGAAGAGACUUGGAGUUGAUCCACCAUGUGGAGUUCUCGACCCAAAGGAAGCUGUGCUGUUGGCUGUUUCGUGUGAUGCAUUCGCAUUUGGACAGGAAGACACCAACAACGACCGUAUCACCGUCGAAUGGACUAACACUCCGGAUGGAGCUGCCAAGCAGUUCCGCCGCGAGUGGUUCCAGGGAGAUGGUAUGGUUCGCCGCAAGAAUCUGCCAAUCGAAUACAACCCAUAG